GUGCCAAACGCAUUUGCUAGUGUCGAAGAGCUGGCAUGCGUAUUUGCCCAUUUCCCAUUUCAUCAUCAGGUUCCAUUGGCUAUCAUUUACUCUCUCGACUCACCUCGCGCCACCCACACUCGUGUCAACUAUCAACCCUAAUUCACCCUCUCAAACGCCACUCACCACCAAUGGCUGCGCCCGAGGAUUCCCUUCGCAGAGCUUUGGGCGAGAAACAAUCUGCCGUCGAAACACAGGGCAACGCCGUCCGUGCACUUAAAGCAGCCAAGGCCGGCAAGGGUGAAAUCGACGCCGCAAUCGAAAUCCUUAAUGCCUUAAAGCUCGAGAAAUCCUCGAUCGAGAAACAGCUCCAAGCUGCUGUAGCUGGUAAUGGUCCUGAUAGCUCCAUUAGCAGGGAAGCUUUUCGUCAAGCUGUGGUCAACACUCUUGAACGGCGUUUAUUCUACAUUCCGUCUUUCAAGAUUUAUAGAGGUGUUGCUGGCCUUUACGAUUAUGGUCCCCCCGGUUGUUCUGUCAAGUCAAAUGUUCUUGCUUUCUGGCGCCAGCAUUUUGUUCUAGAGGAGAACAUGUUAGAGGUUGACUGCCCGUGCGUGACGCCUGAGAUUGUCCUCAAAGCAUCUGGUCAUGUGGAUAAGUUCACGGACCUUAUGGUCAAGGAUGAUAAAACUGGGACCUGCUACCGGGCUGAUCACCUCUUAAAAGAUUUUUGCAAUGAGAAGCUCCAGAAAGAUCUAUCCCUAACUUCAGAGAAGGCUGCAGAACUUAGACAUGUACUUGCAGUUUUGGACGAUCUUUCGGCUGAAGAGUUGGGUGCAAAGAUCAAGGAGUAUGGCAUUACAGCUCCAGACACGAAAAACCCCCUUUCUGACCCUUAUCCUUUCAACUUGAUGUUUCAAACAUCAAUUGGUCCAUCUGGCCUUAGCCCCGGUUAUAUGCGUCCUGAAACAGCACAAGGCAUAUUCGUAAAUUUUAAAGACUUAUACUACUACAAUGGGAACAAACUCCCCUUUGCUGCUGCCCAAAUUGGUCAGGCUUUCAGAAAUGAGAUUUCUCCUCGCCAAGGCCUUCUGCGAGUGCGUGAAUUCACAUUAGCAGAGAUUGAGCACUUUGUUGACCCUGAAGACAAAUCUCACCCAAAGUAUACUGAAGUUGCAGAUCUUGAAUUUCUCAUGUUUCCAAGGGAAGAACAAAUGUCUGGCCAAUCUGCAAAAAAGAUCCGGCUCGGUGAAGCAGUUUCAAAAGGAAUUGUCAACAAUGAAACUCUUGGCUAUUUCAUUGGGAGAGUUUAUCUCUUCCUAACUCAUCUGGGUAUAGAUAAAGAACGAUUACGAUUCAGGCAGCACCUUGCAAAUGAAAUGGCCCACUAUGCUGCAGACUGUUGGGAUGCUGAAAUUGAGAGUUCGUAUGGUUGGAUUGAGUGUGUUGGUAUUGCAGAUAGAUCUGCAUAUGACUUGCGUGCGCACUCGGAGAAAAGUGGAGUCCCUCUUGUGGCCCAUGAAAAAUUUUCAGAACCUAGGGAAGUUGAGAAACUUGUUAUAGCACCAGUAAAAAAAGAGCUGGGCCUUGCUUUUAAGGGCAACCAAAAAAUGGUGGUUGAAGCCUUGGAGGCCAUGAAUGAAAAAGAGGCUAUGGAAAUGAAGGCCUCUCUAGAAACCAAGGGUGAAGUGGAGUUUUAUAUCUGCACUCUUGAGAAAAAUGUGUGCAUCAAAAAGAACAUGGUCACAAUCUCAAAGGAGAAAAAGAAGGAACACCAGAGAGUUUUCACACCAUCUGUGAUUGAGCCAUCUUUUGGCAUUGGACGCAUAAUAUAUUGCCUCUUUGAGCAUUCUUUCUACAUGAGGCCCAGUAAAGCUGGGGAUGAACAGUUAAAUGUUUUCCGCUUUCCUCCUGUAGUGGCCCCUAUUAAAUGCACUGUUUUCCCACUUGUUCAGAAUCAGCAGUAUGAGGGGGUUGCCAAGGUUAUUUCUAAGUCAUUGACUGCUGCUGGAAUCUCACAUAAGAUUGAUAUUACAGGCACUUCAAUUGGCAAACGAUAUGCCAGGACAGAUGAAUUGGGUGUACCCUUUGCAAUAACUGUUGAUUCAACAUCGUCUGUGACAAUCAGAGAGAGGGAUAGCAAGGAUCAAAUCCGAGUUAAUGUGGAAGAAGCCGCAUCAGUUGUGAAGUCAGUGACGGAUGGGCAUAGGACAUGGGCUGAUGUGUGGUCAAAUUUCCCUCAUCACUCUUCUGGAUCCACGGAGGAGUAAAUUUCAGAUGAUAAUGAAACUAUACAACACACGCCAAUUCCUCACCUGCUAUCUUGAGCAGAAACAAUGAACUAAAGAAAAGUUAUAACUUUUAAUUGCAAUUUGUAUUUCUUAAGGUAUUGUUGAAUGUUUUUCCAUUGUUCUGAGUUAGUUUUGGAACCAAUAAUUUAAGUGCCUAUAAAUGGAGAAACUCACAGGGUUCUUUGGAGGUA
Messenger RNA from Jatropha curcas, 2458 nucleotides. RefSeq names its product glycyl-tRNA synthetase / glycine-tRNA ligase. Gene Ontology annotation, biological process: mitochondrial glycyl-tRNA aminoacylation. Gene Ontology annotation, molecular function: glycine-tRNA ligase activity; ATP binding. NCBI's taxonomy places the organism in Eukaryota, Viridiplantae, Streptophyta, Magnoliopsida, Malpighiales, Euphorbiaceae. Gene Ontology annotation, cellular component: cytoplasm; mitochondrion. The record is from RefSeq and is a predicted model, not a curated record.